Molecule: messenger RNA, 3339 nt
Organism: Nothobranchius furzeri (turquoise killifish)
Lineage: Eukaryota; Metazoa; Chordata; Actinopteri; Cyprinodontiformes; Nothobranchiidae
Gene: pdcd6ip
Product: programmed cell death 6 interacting protein
Biological process (GO): multivesicular body sorting pathway; mitotic cytokinesis
Cellular component (GO): endosome
Molecular function (GO): protein binding
Source: RefSeq, a predicted model, not a curated record
UCGGUCGCUGUUUGUGUUCGUCGCCUUAAGAUUUUUGUGCUGUUUUUUUUUUUUUUCUUUCCUCCCAUUCAGAGUCACUCGACGGGCCGAAAUGGCGUCGUUUAUUUCAGUCCCGUUGAAAAAGUCCUCCGAAGUAGAUCUGGUGAAGCCUCUGUCGAAGUUUGUCACAGCCUCGUACCCAUCGGGCGAGGAGCAGGCGGAGUAUCUCCGUGCUGUGGAGGAGUUGAACAAGCUCCGCAAGAACGCGCUGGGAAGGCCGUUGGACAAACACGAAAGCUCCCUGGAGAUCCUACUGCGAUACUACGAUCAGCUGUGUGCAAUCGAGCCGAAGUUUCCCUUCUCAGAAAACCAGCUCUGCUUGACUUUCACAUGGAAGGAUGCUUUUGAUAAAGGAUCUCUGUUUGGAGGCUCCGUCAAGCUCUCUUUGGCCAGUUUGGGCUACGAGAAGACGUGCGUGUUGUUUAACUGCGCCGCCCUGGCCAGUCAGAUCGCUGCCGAACAGAACGUGGACAACGACGAGUGUCUCAAGGCUGCUGCUAGAUUCUAUCAGUUGGCCAGCAGCGCCUUCAGUCACAUUAAGGACACGGUCCUGUCGGCCCUGAACAGAGAGCCCACCAUGGACAUCUGCCCCGAGACCGUCAGCACCCUGAGCAGCAUCAUGCUGGCUCAGGCUCAGGAGGUCUUCUUCCUCAAAGCCACAUCAGAUAAGAUGAAAGACGCCGUGAUUGCAAAACUGGCCAAUCAGGCGGCAGAUUUCUACGGCGAUGCCUUCAAGCAGUGCCAGUACAAAGACACGCUUCCUAAAUAUUUUUAUUUUCAGGAAGUGCUGCCGGUGCUGGCGGCUAAACAAGGCAUCAUGCAAGCCAGCGCCGAGCUGCACCAGAGCAUCCUCGCCAAACAGAAGAAGCAUUUUGGAGAGGAGAUCGCUCGUCUGCAGCACGCAGCAGAUCUGCUGAAGACCGUUAGGUCUCGUUACGACGAGUAUGUGAGCGUGAAGGACCUGGCUGAGAAGAUUAACCGAGCUCUCAACGCAGCCAAGAAGGACAACGACUUUAUCUACCACGACCGAGUCCCCGAGGUCAAAGACCUGGAGCAGAUCGGCAAGGCGGCACUGGUGAAGGCUACCGCCAUCACACCUCCACUCAGCCAGAAGUUCACAGAUUUGUUUGAGAAGAUGGUUCCCAUGGCCGUGCAGCAGUCCAUGAGCAUCUACAGCCAGAGGAAAGCAGAGACGGUGAACAGACUAGUGGGAGCCAUGAGGGAGGCCACCAAUCUCUGCAACGGGGUGCUGGCGUCUCUCAACCUUCCUGCUGCUUUGGAGGACCUGUCAGGAGACAGCAUCCCACAAUCCAUCGCUGAGAAGUCCAAAUCGAUCGUGGGACAGGGAGGUCUGCAGAGCAUCGAGAAGUUGAUCAAAGACCUUCCUGAGCUUUUAACUCGUAACAGAGAGAUCCUGGACGAGUCUCUGAAGAUGCUGGAUGAUGAGGAAACAACAGACAACGAGCUGAGAACCAAGUUCAGCCAGCGCUGGAACAGAACCCCAUCUGGAGAUCUCUACAAGCCCCUUCGUGCCGAGGGCUCCAACUUCCGUAACAUCCUGGACAAGGCGGUGCAGGCCGACCAGGUGGUGAGGGACCGCUACAACACACAAUGCGACAUGAUCGCCCUGCUGUGUAAACCCGAGAACGAGCUCACCGCCGCCAUCCCCUCCGCCAACCCGACCAAGACACUACAGGGCAGCGAGGUGGUGAACGUGCUGCGCUCGCUGCUCGCCCAGCUGGAUGAGAUGAAGAGGGAGAGGGAGGUCCUGGAGGGAGAGAUCAAGGCCGUGACGUUCGACAUGUCCACCGCCUUCCUGAAGGCGCUGGCCCAAGACGGCGCCAUCAACGAGGAGCAGCUGUCCGUGUCGCAGCUCGACCAGCUGUACGGCAGCUACAACCAAAAGGUGCAGGCCAGCCUCCACAGGCAGGAGGAGCUGCUGGGACAAGUGCAGACGUCCCACCAGGAGUUCGCCAGCUUGAAGCAGUCCAACAGCGAGGCCAACCAGAGGGAGGAGGUCCUGAAGAAGCUGGCGUCAGCCCAUGACAGCUACGUGGAGAUCUGCAGCAACCUGCGCGAGGGCACCAAGUUCUACAACGACCUGACGGAGAUCCUGCUCAAGUUCCAGAACAAAUGCAGCGACAUCGUUUUUGCUCGUAAGACCGAGCGCGACGAGCUGCUCAAGGAGCUGCAGCAGAGCAUCGCUCGGGAGCCCAGCGCUCCCUCCUUCAGCGUCCCGGCCUACCAGAGCAACCCGGGUGCCCCCACCCCAGUCCCCGGUCCAACUCCUGCUCCCAGAACAGUCUUCCAGCCUCAACAAGCCCCGCAGAAGCCCCAAGCCCCCGCCAGGCCUCCUCCUCCCAGCUUCAACCCUCAGGCGGCAUCCACCCCACCCACCGGCUCCACAGCCGUUGGCCCACCCCCCUCCAACAACCCACCACCGGUUGCUCCGACCUCCCAGGCCCAGGGACCGCCGUACCCGUCCUACCAGGGCUACCCAGGCUUCUACCAGAUGCCCAUGGGCUUCAACCCGUAUGCUUACGGCCAGUACAACAUGCCCUACAUGCCUUACCAAGCCGCCCCCGGACAGGGAGGAUACCCCGGAGCUCCUCCAGCUGGACCAUCCUACCCCGGUUACCCCCAGCAGCAGCCCCCCCAGCAGCAGCCCCCCCAGCAACAGCCCUACUACCCUCAGCCGUAACUCCCCUCUUCACCCCCCACCCCCCGAUAUGUUAACACCAAAUAAAAAUGUCCUCAGCAAUAACACCCGUCUCCAUCAGGCCCUACUCCGCCUUUAUCUCCUCUCACUAACAGCAGCUGGGGGGGGUGGGGGGGGGGGGGGGUGUACUUAUCUGAUUUGCACUUUUUCCUUGAUUAAAUUUUUUUUGGUUCUGAUUCUUUAACUUCACGUUCUUUAUUGACCUGUUUUCUAACAUGUUUUAUAUUAUUUAACCCCCACCCCCAUAAACGCGCUUUCACCGACUCCUUCACCGAGCCGGACUGCUGUACGACGCUCGUGGUUAGCGACCCCCCCCCCCCCCCCCUCCGAUCUGCUCCCAUGUUUCACCCUUAAUCCUAUUUUUGUAACGAUCACGGAUGCCUCACGCUCACGCGCUGCCGGUUUUCUACGACUGUUGGGAGCGCCGCUCUUCUUCUUCCUCUUUCAUCCCGGGAAUGUGGGUUGUCUUGUUUUUUUUUUGUGUUACAAUCAAAGGCUGUAUAGGUGGGAGAAAUAGUUUUACUCUAUAAAUAUAUGUAUAAAUAAGACUGUAUGUUAACUAAAAUACUCUGUGUGCUGCA